AUGACUGCAGCAGCAGGUGUACUUACAGGCCUGGCCAAACUAAAGCGGCAGGAUUCCGCUCGUUCUCAGCACCGGUCGAUACCGCCUUCAUCACCAGGCCUGGGAAUCCCUACACCUGAGGCUGCUCCGAGAAAGCGGAAGCGGCGAAGCGACGUUGUGGUGGUGCGUGGCAGACUUCGCCUCUACUCUGCCUCCGGGUUUUUCCUCUUCCUGGGACUGAUGAUCUUGGUAGUAGGCAUAGGUAUGGCAACGCUGGGCUACUGGCCACACGGUAAAACCAAAUCCACCGGAGGAGGAAUCAGGGCCAAGCCAGAGAAGGAUUUGGCCGACACAAGCCAUGAUGUCCAAGGUGCACCUUCCAGGCAGACUGAGGGAGCCUUGAUGCGGUUCCUUGAACAACAUCUUCACUCUGAGAGAAUGAAGAUGCUUGGGCCCUUCACCAUGGGGAUUGGGAUUUUUAUUUUCAUCUGUGCCAAUGCAAUACUUCAUGAAAACAGAGACAGAGAAACUAAGAUUAUCCAUAUGAGAGACAUGUACUCCACAGUCAUUGACAUACAUCGGCUCAGGCAGAAAGAAGAACGAGAACACCAUCACCGCAGCAGCACCUGUGCACGAGAAGUUUUUGGAGUUGAUGUCGCUGCACGAUUAGCCAGCAACUCCCUCCUAGGGUUUUCUUCUCGGGCUGGAAGUGGAGGAGGAGGAUCCUUGGAAGAGGAAGAAGGGCUGCUGGGUGAUGAGGAUUUUCAGAGACGUAGAGAACAGGCCAAGAUGGAUUGCAGCUUUGCGGGGCUGUUGGCUCCGCUCUAUAGGGAUCGUCCAUUUUAUGGACCUGGGCUUGGGUUGGCUCAUUCAGAUUCAAUGCGCCACCAGUGGUCAGUGGAUGGAGAAGAGGAGAAAGGAGGACAUCAUGCAGGCUCCAUUGUCUCCUCCUCCAUCUCCGCAUUUACUCUGCCUGUUAUAAAACUCAAUAACUGUGUGAUUGACGAACCAGAGAUGGAGGCAAUUACCGAAGAGGACAGAGGAGACAGAUUAGAUGGAGAGAGGUCAAAGCCUCUGUGCUCCAUGGAGUCUCUGGUGGUGCCAGCUGCUUCUGUUGCAAAGGCCUCCAAACCGCCAGGUUUACAGAGGAGCAACUCUGCCUCCUCUUACUCCCGCUGCUCCUCCUUCUCCUCCUCCUCCACCCUCUCCCCGGCUCCCUCCUCUACCUCAGGCUGCUGGCUUUCCCCAGGUGCAGCCAGGAGUGACUUUGGCUCCAAUUCCUCCCUGCACAUGCUCAACAGCCAUUCCAAAUCUCUGGACUUAGAGCGCGGACCAAGUAUGCUUAGCGUUCGGACGGAGCAGCGGAAGCACCCCAGCUGGCCUCGGCUGGACCGCAGCAACAGCAGCCGGAGUCACGGUGGACACCGGGGCAGCAGCAAAGGCUACGUCCGCCUGGAUGACAGGGAUGACCAGGGAGAGCGUCUCCUGGAUGUGUCAUCAUGUGCCGCGGCGAGGCGUGACUACAGCAAGCGUGAGAAGCUGAUAAUGAUAUCCAGGUCGCAUAAUAAUUUGAGCUUUGAACACGAUGAGUUCAACAGCAGCGCACUGAAGAGAGGCAGCUCUGAGACUCGAUUCUAG
Messenger RNA from Menidia menidia (Atlantic silverside), 1617 nucleotides. NCBI's taxonomy places the organism in Eukaryota, Metazoa, Chordata, Actinopteri, Atheriniformes, Atherinopsidae. The record is from the annotation of a GenBank genome assembly.